GGAAGCCACAAGGUGAGCCACAUGAAAAACGAACAUGAAAGAGAGCAGCUUAUUCUCAGGGCAAAAGCAUGGCGUCCCCGAAACAACUCGGACUUUUUAUCGUUCUCGUAGCGACGAGAAGUUUGGCGCAGGACUUAGGUAAGUAGUAAACAAGAACCUGAUUACAUGUAAAUAAAUAAAUUUUAAGUUUAUACUUUUGAUGGGUUUUUGCCAAAUUGAUCCGGCAAUGGUUUGACUUUCUAGCACUGCUGGUUUCAGUCUGCUGGUUUGCAUAGCGGGGUUGAAAUGUAGAGCACAUGCAACUAUGCAAGAAUUAAGAUACGGUUUCAGGUUUUAUGACUGUUGAGUAAACUCUAAAUGUUUAUUUUAAGCGUAACAAGGGAAGGAACUUCCUUAAAUUUUAGCUUGGAUAUUUCAAGAUCAAUAUGUACACUCAAUGAAUUCUGCAGGUUAGAACAAUUAUGAUAUUGGUCCAUCUGGUCUAUCCAAAAUUGGUGAGUGUUGAAAACUGUUGGUAAGCAAAGCCCUUGUUCUGGUCCCUUUCCUGUGUACCAGGAUUUGAGUAUACACUAUGACGGUCUUGUUAAAAAUGCCAUUGUUGAUUUGCUAAUCACGAUGAAAGGAAAUUUGAAACACACUUCUGGUAAUUGGUUGAAUCCAUCGGGGAGCCAAGAACAAGGAUUUCAGCUCUGCCUCGCAGGCAUUACUAACCAAGUUUUUAUUACAUCUGUAGCUUCCCACGCACACAUUCUUAGGCAUUCGUCACACAAUCAUUCCUCCCCCACUAACGUGUUGGGAGCAAUGAUAGCGUGACGAAUGCCUAAGAACAUCUGCUUGGAGGCUAUUACAUCUGUGACCCAGACUAAAACAUAUGGGGCCAUGUAGAAGUCUUACAAAAAUCUUAACCAAGUCUUAAAUUGUCAGCAGUCUUGAGUAAAAGUAGGACCUUAAGUGCUGCAUUCUACUGACUACCCCUGGGUCUCCUACAACGCAAAUGCUGUAAAAUGCUAUGUUUGGUUACAUGCCUGUUGCCUUCCUUGUGAGUGGUGUUUUUCACAUGGGCUAGUGAAUUUUGCUCACUUAACUCUCUCUGAGGAAAAUGAGGGUCUGCUCAUAAUCUAGAAUUUAUUUAACCUUGGGUAGUAAUGUCAACUGCAAUUUCUAAACCAAUAACAAGUUAUUGGGCUACAUGUAUGAGCUACUGGAGCUUAUUAGGGGAAUUUUUUCUUAGUUAAUUUGCAUAUUUUAGUUUUAUCACAAAUUUUGUACCAAUCAUUGUUCUAAAACUUGUCAGUAUUUAGAAAAAAUGGAGCACCUUUCAUCAACUACAGAAGUUUACCCCUGCAAAGUCAUUGAUAACAUUAACUAACUCACUUUUCUCUUUUCUCGAGGGUACUUUAUAAUAAAAUUGAGGUUCUUUUUAAAUGCCUAAAUUGCAGUUUCCUUAACUUAUUCUGUACCUUAAUCCAUGAAAUUCCUACUCUUAUAAUUAUGUACUUCUUACUAGUAACCUAGGUAUGACUUUCAGGCAGAUCCUUCCUGCAUAGUCCACUACAGGGCAUAUCAAGGGAAGGGGCCAUGGGGCAUAUUUGUGAGCAACAGAUGGAAACUUUUUUGGUGAGAAGACAACUUGCAUGGGCUCUUUCUCAUUUGGCCUUUCAGUAUGAAAAUGAUUAUUCCAGAAGGAAUGUCUAAGUACUUGUGCCAAACUACCAGAUGAGACUUGUUUUGAGACCUGCCUUGAGAGCACCCUUCCCCUUCUCCUGGACGGGCUUUCCCUGACUAUGUCAAUGGAGGAUAUCCUUUAGGAUUUGGCAAUUUGUCUGUAUUGUGAUCGCAGUCAUCUUUUAUGGAAGUUGGGCCAGGGGCACAGUUGUUCCCGGACUUGUUUCUUUUGAGGUCAUGUGGUGUGUUUUCUCUCCUUUUAAGGUUUUUUCAAAGAAGCGACUUGUUAAAACAUUUAGCUAUAAAAAAUUGCUUAUAAACAAUUUAAAAAAACAUUUUUUCUUAAUAAUAAUAAUAAUAAUAAUAAUUUAUGAACUUAUUGUGCGCGGCUUAACAUGAGAAUGAUCAGCUGCGCAUUACAACUACAAUACUUUAAAAGGAACAGAAUUAAUAAAAGUUAAUGCAUUAAAAAAUAAAAAAUAAAAAGAAUAUAUAUGCAUGCAAGUAAGAACUGAAUAUAAAAUUGCUCAACAAUAUAAAGUUUUAAAAAGAUAAGUCUUAAUAUGCUCCUUAAAACUGUUCACAUUAGUAAUCGCAUGAAGUUCUUUUGGGAGAGAGUUCCAGAGCCUUGGCGCUGCUACCAUAAAAAAAUUUUUUAAAAUAGUUAAAUAAUAUUUGAGGUUCUCAGACAUCAUUAUCAAGUAAAAAAAAUACGUACAGUAUGAUGUUCUAUAAAUACAAGAAAAACAAUAGUUCAUUAACAAGAAAAGUAACAUAUAAAAUAUGUUACAAGUUAAACAAAGAGGCUAGCAAUGAUGGAGUCACUCCGAGUGUAAGGGUUAACCUAAGUUCUUUGAUGAAUAACAUUUUGUAAACAAGGAGCUCAAAUUUUCUGUGGCACUUCUUGAGCACACAAAAUUGACCCUCAUUCAGUCAUUUAAGGUUUUUCCUUAGUAUUGCAUUGUGCAUCAUUACUGCACAUAAUUUCACGUAUGAUUAAGGUAAACUAUGCGAAUUAAAACAUGGCGGCUAUUGCCUCACGGCUGGAGCUCUCCAUUGAGGUAAAUCUUCAUUUUCUCUUUAAUGGGGAAUUGUGACCUAUCCUUUUUUUCUCUUCUUUCAAAAUGAGUAGUAACUUUCUUUCUCUAGGAUAAAUAUAGACCAAUUCUCAGUGCAGAAAAAGAAACAAUUGUCAGCAUGUACUCGUAAAUAUAAUCCUACUGGUAUUUUAAGGAAUUUUUGCGUAUAUACAAGUUGGUGCUGCUCCUAAACAAGCUUCAGGACCCCCCCCCAAUUUUUUUUUUAUAAAAUUUAAGUUUCUAUAAUAAAAUAAACAACCAACAGGUAAAAUUUGACAAAAAUCUCACUGCAGGUUAUAUUUCAUAGGAAUGACCUUCAGGGAGGUCAUGUGUUUCUCUUUUCUGCUAUUGUAGGAGUAGUAAGCACUUUGGCUGGGGGUGGAAGGAUUCAUGAAGGCAGCAAGACAGACUGUAAGGAUUACUCAUCAUCUAUGAUGGAUGGAAUAGGAACAGAAGCCCGGUUCAAUUACCCCUGGGGUAUUGAAUUUGACCCUGGAGAAAAUGUGUUGUAUGUUGCCGACUGUGUAAGUUUUUCGUGGCAUAUAUUCUUUUGAAAUGCUGGCUGUUUGAAGUACAUGUAAUCUCAUUAAGGUACUUGCAGGUCAUGGAAAGCCUGGAUAGUCAUGGAAACCAGGACUGAAAAUGCUCGUGAAAUAUAAGGAGAGCUCAUUGUUAAUCCUAGAAAAAUUGGAUCUCAGAUUUUGUUUGUCCUCUGUUUGUUUUAAAAGGGAUGUCCUGAAACAGUCCACAGUAACGACCGUAUAAGGAAGAUUAACAUUAGUACUCGUGAGUAUACAGUUCAUUUCAUUUUUUUAAAGGCCAGUUUCUUUAUCGUGUCAUGUACUCAUCAAAUGCUACCUCACCUCUACCUUGUUGACCCAGUAUUAAACAGUCAGUAAGACUGAUGCCCCAUGCAUCGCCAAUAAACCAUGCCCCUUUGUGAAUGGUAAAUACCUUCUCCUUUUCGGAUCUUCUACUAAUCUAAAUUCUUAAUGCUACAUUGGGAAAACAAGAUCUACUGUUGGAUUUGCUUGAUGCACACCUUUUUUAUAUAUAUUCAAUAUUAUUCCUUAUGCAUUUAUUCCUAGACUAAAAGUAGUCCCUAAUUUUUCUCAAGCAAUAGUAGAGGGAAUAAAAUACUGUAAACUUUCACUUAUAAGGGGUUUUAGGUGGUCAUAUAAAUUGGGGGCUUAUAUCCGCACUAAAUAUCAACAUACAAUUUUUGAAAUCACUCGCCUUUUUAAUCUUCAAAACGUUGUAAAAAAUCGAAUUCAUUUCAGUACUAGUUAAGAGGGGCUUAUAACCAGAUGAAUUUUUUGUUUAUGGGUAGAUAGGGCAAUAGCUGGGUGGGGGGGGGGGUUCUUUAAAGAGGAAGUUUAUGGUAUGCGAGUGCGUCCUAAAAUGCACACCGGCAAGGAAGGUGACAUGCUCAGGGAAAGGAGAAAUAUUUUCUGUCCUUCCUCUGCUUCGUGCCUCCACUUGCGCGUGCCAGUUUUCACUCAACCUCGCUUAUUUCACUCUUUCAACUGUCCGUGAAGAAACUGAGGAACUAGUCAUUAAUUAACCUAUUGCUCCCACACUGUACUACACUUAUCCUGUUUGCUUUGUAGGUCAGGUAACUACUUUAGCAGGUGGUUCUCAAGGUUACAAAGAUGGAAAAGGGGAAAAAGCAAAGUUUCACCACACAUCAGGUAAGGAAACUGGUCGUUUAAAUACAAGCUGAAACAGUGUGAGAAAAACUGUACAACAAUUUCUUACACUUAGAGCGGUUUUCACUUGACUGUCGUAAAACCAAAACCAAAGUAAAUACACUAGCCAACCAAAGGGCGUAGUAAAACCAAAACCAAAACCAAAACCAAUCCCUUUCGACAGUCAAGUGAAAACCGCUCUAAGUUACAGUUAGCGCGUGAACAAGAAAAACAAAUGGCGUGAAUAUUCCUCUUUCUAUAAGACAACUAUUCAGUACUAUUUGUGCCUCAACUGAAUCGACUUGCAUCAAUACUGCGGCGGUUAAUCGAGGGCGGUGCUUAUUCGAGUAAACACGGUAGUUUGUAAGUGGAACUUCAAACUGAACUUAUCUUUUGUGAUUGAGGUAUACUUUUAGCUCUCUUUAUGUCUCUGAUAUCUUUAUUCGUGUACAAGAUUUUUCUGGCGUCUUUGCAACUGUUGGUCGGUUUGAUACUUUAAAGCCAAAGCGACAGGCUUUGAACAAUUAAUAGCUGUACUAGAAAGUAACCUGCAUGGUAGGCGCCGGUUUCCUUUUCGCCCUAAAAAAACCCAGCGUCUGCUAAUCAGGUUAUACUAGAAAAGGUCGGGGAAUACCGGAGAAAGGUGAAGUGUAUCAAAAAAGAAGGAGAGGGAGGAAAUGGUAGAAAUGAGAUCAUCGUAGAAACAAAAGACGUCCUUUUAUCUUUUGUUUCUGUCUUAGGCACUGUCUGACAAAAAAUGUUCACACGAAGUUACCAUUUUAUUCAGUAAAAGGAAAGAACGUUUUGAAUUUACAUUUGCACACAGUAUUAAUGUAGUAAAAACAUGUCGCUCUUUACUGAAAAUUUCAGCACGUUCAAAAUUGAAGUAUUUGACGUAAUUUGUAUCAUUAUUGUCAAACAGGAAUGGCCAUUGAUCUAGAGGAGAGAGUGUUGUAUGUAGCUGAUAGUGUAAGUUAACUUUCUAUGUCGAGUCCCUAACCUGCAAAACAGGCGUUAUUGUUUUCGCGUUUUCAGGCGAGCAAAGGCAAGCGCGAACCGAGCGAAGAGCACCAAACACGCGCAACAAGGGAAGGCGCCUUUCCUCGCGCGUGUGUCGCGCUCCACGCCCCCUUGGUGCUUCGUUCGCCCGAAAAACGCGAAAAAAUAACGCCAGUUUUGUAGUCUAGUGAGUUCCAGUUUAGGUGACCUUCGGUUUUAGUUGUCUUAUGCAGUUUAUUUUCAUUUACAUUUUGCAGGGUAAUGACCGUAUAAGGAAAAUUGAUCUUAAGACAGGUCUGUUUUGAUAACUUUUUUUUGUCGUUAAUAGUGUUGCAAAUGCUUUCAGCUCAGAACAUAAAAUGUCCCAAUGGAGUUACAGCUUCUUUAAUCUUUAAUCGCCACUUUAAAACUGUGGUUACUAGAGAGACUGUGAAAACGUAGCGUGAUUUUUGCAGCCGUCGUAACCUCGUUGGUGGGCAGUGGGGAGUCUGGAUUCCAUGAUGAUGUAGGAAUGAAAGCCAUGCUGUCCAAUCCCCAGCAACUUGAAAUUGAAAGCUUAAAACGGAGGCUGUUCCUAAGUGACACGGUAAGUUUGCUAACUGUGAGCACGUCAUACCCUACUGGGCUCUGUAUAAGUUAUAGUUAUGUAUUUAUAAUUAGCCAUGUGGAGGUUGGGAGAAAGACUGGGUUGACCUGUGUAGCGUAGAAUAGCACUAUGGGAGAGUAUCGGGAGUCAAAUUUUGACCCACUGGAGUUUCCUGUGCAACUUUGCAAUGGGCAAUAAAAAAGCGAUAGCUUCCUAUGAAACAUUCUCAUGGUGCAAUUAGACACAACAUCGUCCCACUGGCUUGCGCAAACUCAAAAUGGCCAAUCGUCGUAUACAAGAGGUAAGGACGCAGUUUUAACCCGCAAGCCUUUGCGCUCAAUACGACAGGACAGUUGGGGUAUUCUUGUUUAAUGUUAGUUGGUGGUCCGUUCUUUAGUAAUACAGAGCGUUCACACGCCCUAAACAUGUUGUACUUACUAUGCUGGCCUUUACAGGAGUUGUCUGGACUUAAUUAACCCGACUGUGGUACACAAGUCUGCUUCACUUUCACAUUUGUACAUUGUUCCAAUUUACCUUCGUAAGGGGUCCGGCAUUCUCUUAGCCUCCAACGCAGACUUUCUUACAGGCUUCGCCACGCGUGUGAACGUCUGCGUGGAAGGCAAGGCCAUUCUGUCGUUGGGUGCCAGUGAUUGUUAGGAUUUUGAGAACAGUAAUACAAAACUUUAAUUCACUUUUUCCUAUCUUAGUCCUUCACUUUAAAAGGAAAGUCCCAAUCUAGUGUAUCUUUUGUAAUCUAUAAUUUUGCGAAAAUGGAAGCAAAAAAAAAAAUUGCAUCUCACGUCACUAUUGCUUGCGGUUUUUCUAAUAACUGAUGGUCUUUAUUCUAGGAUAAUCAUGCCAUAAGGAUUAUCUCACUACCAAACGGUAAGUUCAACAACUACAAAUACCAAAGGGUGUUUCUUUGCGUUAAAUAAUUUGUCGUCUUUACCAAUUGACUUACUAAAUGAAUAAGUCCGCCAAGUGAAUGUGUAACACCGAGAUCAAAUGGCUGUGACUGUGAAAGAUAAAUAAGCUUAAAUAACUGUUUAAAAGACUUGUGAUCUGGCUGCUUAGAGGAUCAGGUGACUAAGAAAGUGAGUCCCUCAGUGCUUGGUUAAUUAGCUAAUCGUACGGGUGUGACUGACUGAUAGCUAGGCAGAUUGACUGAAUCACACAUUGACUAUCUGGCUGAUUGCAACGAUUAUUUUAAGCAAGAGAGAAAUUUUUCUUGUAUAAGACCUUUAUUUGUACCCAUUUUGGACGAAACCUUAACAUGGAGUCCGGGCAAAGAUAAUCCUAAGACUAUCAGUUCCGUUGCAGAUGAUUAAGCUGCUACCUUAAGGUCGUAAGUAGCAAAAAAAUAACAUGCCAUCAAUAUGUGGCAGGAAUCAGCCCACUUGCCAAUCCCGCUCCUGUCAUGCCUAAUUGUCGAAUAUUAAUGUGUGAUUGAGUGUGAUGAUACUUUUGUCAUUGUUUUGUUUUGUGCUACCAAAAUGGUGACCUUGUGGACAGUCCUUUCAAGAAGUAAAAAAUAUUUGCAGCUCGGCAUACGACAAAAGAUUAAAGCGACAGCGCUUGUGGGAUCGGUGGAUUUCUUUAAGAAGAUUGCAAACUAAGAAAAAAUAAUAAGCACAAUGUGAAUAAUAUUAAUUGUCCUGCUGACAGGAGAAGUAAAAACAUUGGUUGGCGGACGUCAAGGGUUCGCUGAUGGUGUCGGAAAAAAGGCAAAAUUCUACCACCCAACUGGACUGUCUCUUGAUGUGCAUUCUGGGAUAUUAUACGUGGCCGAUCAUGUGAGGAUAUUAUUCGCUCCCAGAGUCUUCUCCUACUCGUCCCCUGCGGCGAGUAGGAGAGGACCCUGGGAAUAAAAUUUGAUAUUAUGGUGUUCUCAAUAGAAAGUUUAUGUUCCAGGGUUGUUUGCAUAAAAAAGCAACGAUUCAGUACUCGUUUACAUUACUCUCGAUUUUUUUUCUAGCUGAAAACAGAAAGAUAGAUAAAUCUCUAAUUGCAGUUUGAAGAUAAGUACAAAAAAACCUGCAAAGUUACAGAAAGAGAGGGAAAUUACAAGAACAAAUCGAUGAUAUGAGAAAACACUGGAUACUCUCACCUUCCCAGCCCUUAGUCCCAGAUCAAAGAUUUAUGUGAUGUUUAAAACACGCACAGUAGUGUUGAUCUAAGGAACAAUUCGUGCGAAACGCUAGAUUUUUAAACUAAAUAACACGUCCUGUAAGUGUUUUGAACAACUGUAAAAAGGUCCGCCGAGUAUUUCAUUGCGAUAGUAUUGUUUAAAACAGUGUAUUUCUCUUUUUAAUAGACGUUUUUUGAAAAAUGUCAAACAAAAGCAGCCAGCUUUAGCCUUUGUUUGUUGUUCUCUCCACAGUAUAACCACGCGAUACGGACUGUUGAUACAAAGAACGGUACGUUUUUUUUAUUUUUUAAUUCUUGUCAAACCAGGAACUUAAAUGGCUAUGACUGAUCAACAAAGAAGGCAAAUUUUAGAGAACGAAGACUUAUGGAUUAUGUUAAUAACCUUAAAGAUUUGCCAAGAACAGACCUUAAUGGCAUUCAAACUUAUGUGGGAAGAUCUUUUCGCGGCGCAGUUGUUGUACCUUGACGGCACGCUAGUUCAAGUUCCCAACAAGUAUGGUCUGUUACAUCAUUUUUUACCUUAUUUAAUAAGUAAUAUUGUGUUUUCAGGUCAAGUAAGGACACUAGCAGGGAAUGGUCGGCAAGGUUUCAAGAACGGCCUAGGGUCAGAUGCAAGAUUCAAUUAUCCUGAAGGAAUUUAUUUUGACACGGAUCACAAAGUCCUUUAUGUUGUCGAAUUUGUGAGUUCAUUGGUAACAGUUCACGAACAAGUUUAAAAUCUUGUGCCGCGAUAUUGGUCGAGUGCUACCACUUGUUUAAAUUGGACUGGAAAAUCGACCAUCUGACUUCCUCACACCCUCCACUGAGUGAUGUACACGCAGAUCCAGUAGCUGAUCCAGGGGGGGGGCUCCCCCUUAUUUUUAGACCAAACUGAGGCCCGAAGGGCCGAAAAAAGAAAAUUUCAUACCGGGCUCUCCCCUUAUCUCAAGGUAUGGAUGACCGGGCCUCCCCCUUAUCUGACGGUCUGGAUCGGUCACUAACACGUGCAUGGGUUGUUCGAUCACCAGCUCAGACCAAAACGUGUCCAUUGUUAAUGUCCAUUGCCCCUUUCAUAUCAGAGCAUGCGCAUUCAGGCUGAAUUAGAGAGAGUGCAAAACUUUGACUUUAAACUUAACAUAGGAGCAUCUGCAAAUAAUCUACCAUUUCACUCCCGCUGGUAUAAGAUAGACUGUGUUUAAAAUCUCCUUUUCAUAUUUAAACAUGUUUCAACAGUUUGUCAGCCAUAAGGAGUCCCGUGAAAGCAAAUUUACCCUUUUACUUUUCUUUGUUUUCUAUUUUAUGCUUUAGGAUAGCAACGCCAUCAGGAUGGUUACUCCAAACGGUCUGUGACAUUAAAUCUUUGCUCAACUGUUUUUCAAUCUUAGCUGUUAUUUAUUUGGUGGUGAAUCUGAACAUGACGUGUUUGUUUAUCUACAGGUAAAGUCAGCACGCUGGCUGGUGGUACUGAGGGCGUCCGUGAUGGAGUAGGUACACAAGCCCAGUUUUUUCAUCCCACUGGACUGACCUUUGACCACAGGACCAAAGUCAUUUAUGUCACAGAUCAGGUGAUAUUAUAUGCCACUCACAAUGGGUCAUUUCCGAAUAGCCACAAGUCUCUAUUCCAAAACGAGGCUAAAUGCGAAGACUUUGAUAGGAGAACAAGUUUCAUUUUCCCUGGUAGCUACAGCAGAGGCCUCUUUUCCCUGGUGGGAAAAGAGACCUCUGCUUGCAGGGAAAAACUCAUUUUUCUUAAGGAAGAUUUUACUCUAGGCCUAGGUUUGAAAGUGAGGGUUUUUGAAACUUGGAAAUCACAGGCCUUUUUUUAGAUAUAUUAUCAUGCCAGAAGGUCUCCUUUCGCAAGAAUGUGCAAUGCAGUUGGCAAAUAAAUUAAUUCUCUAAACUAUACAGAGCAACUUUAUGCAUAAAUUUUCGCAGUUUGGCAAGGCCGUAAAAAAAUAUAAUCACUUGAGAAACGCCGUGAUCUAACGAAAAAUGAACCGUCUCUAGGUAGCAAUCAAGGUGGUUACUUACGUGAGACCAAUCCUCUCUUGGUGAGACCGAUGCGACCAAUAUUGUUUUUUACGUAUAAAACGCAUAUCAGGGUAACUAUUCUAUCAUAAACUGUACUGCAAGUGCUAGUAUUGAGCAAACAGCAUGUGGAUCUCCCAUUUAUGAAUUCAUGCUCCUCGUUUUUUUUUCUUUUCACAGUACAAUCACAGAGUGAGGAGUAUCAGCGGCGUUGGUUCAUCAGUCGUUGAUCCCAACAAAUCUGGUAUGUUGCUACCUAUCGUUAGUCUCAGUCUUGUCAAAUUGUGCGCUUCUAGCUUCAUCUUAAAGCAACUCGCCCUUUAAGGCAAGAGGAAUGGACACGAGAAAGAUGCCUUCUCUGGCCUUCCUUCCUCCCUCCCUCCCCAUUAGCCCUUCUCUUCUUCCUUUCUAACCCGGAUUAAGAUGCCUAGGAGGCUAGCGCGUUCCACGGUGGGCCAUUUGUCAUCAAGGCUCUGCCUGCGAGUUAAAGGACUUGGCUUAUAUUAGGGAUGUACCAUACAAAUGCAAUUUAGAAGAAAUUUGGGGAUUUAAAAAGUCGGCAUAAAUUUAAUAUUUCUAUAGCCCAAUCAAUACUUGGCCCCGUGCCAAUUCGUCUCACCGUGGUGCAUUUUGCAGUUGUCCAAAUAAAAAAAUUAACUGGGGGAGAGGGAGGGGGGACACAGGUGGAAUGAACCUGAGCCAUCAGGGACAAUCUAAUAGACUCUUCGGUAAAUCAGGCCUUUGCCAAUCAGGAUAAGCACAUUUGACCAGUUGAUCUUAAAUAGUCCCUAACUUUCGUCAGAGAAAGUAGAGCGAACGAAAACGCCAGGAGAGACGAAAGAUACACUGCGAGCAGUCUCUCUUUUUCGUACAGAUUUAGUGAGGGAGUUGCUCGCGCGCGUGGUCAUUUUCGUGUCUCGCACGUUUCGCUCGACGGACUACGAAAGAGAGAGCCUGCUCGUAGUCUAGGCAAAACGCAGAGGGAUCUUACCUCUAUCCCCGAGCGAUGAACUACAAGUAGUCCCAAGUCAAGUUUAAUAUUAAUCAUGGCCUAUUUUGUUCAUCGAUCUCCUUUUAUUUUCAGUUCUUUCCAAGACACUUCAGAAGGCACAGAGUUCUCCUUAUUUAUUUGCAUGUUUGGUGCUGUCUGUCAUUUUAUGUAUCUUCAUUUUCUUGCGCUUUCGACGAAAUCGACGGUAUUUCGGCAGAUUGUAGUGUGUGACCAUGUAGCGAUCAAGUCAUUUAUUUUUUGAAAUAUAUUUUUACCAGACGUUGUAAUUUUUUUAAGAAUAUAUUAUUUUUAUAGAGGAUCAGGUCCUCCCUUUUUCUUUGUAUUCUCGCUAUUAUUCGGUCCGAUAGCAGACCAAGGUUGGUGAGAGCAGUGUGUGCGAUCAAGUGAGUGGGUCAAACGCUGUUUCAUCCCAGCUCAUCUUAUAAAAUCGUUAUUUUUUUAAACAAAUUCAAUAUGGCCGCUACACAUACCCUAGGGAAUUCUCUUUUGCAAACCGCCAUUGCAGGAGAGGUUAAUAAUCAUUUCAUAAUUUUGUGAUAUGUAAUAGACGGCACCAUUCAAAACUAAUUCAGUGCUUAACAGCUUUCAUUAAAUUAAUGAUU
Messenger RNA from Porites lobata, 11786 nucleotides. Lineage: Eukaryota; Metazoa; Cnidaria; Anthozoa; Scleractinia; Poritidae. The record is from the annotation of a GenBank genome assembly.